Messenger RNA from Gossypium arboreum, 1269 nucleotides. RefSeq lists its product as uncharacterized. The record is from RefSeq and is a predicted model, not a curated record. Bases 532 to 1050 code for a protein of 172 amino acids. Lineage: Eukaryota; Viridiplantae; Streptophyta; Magnoliopsida; Malvales; Malvaceae. Gene Ontology annotation, cellular component: endoplasmic reticulum membrane. The transcript has 8 exons. Gene Ontology annotation, biological process: endoplasmic reticulum organization; vesicle-mediated transport.
AUUGUUUUUCUUUCAUAACUUUACUUUUACCUAUCAGAGUUUCUACGGGAUUUCUUGUACUUGAUUCCCCCUUUAAGUGGCACAGUGUUCUCCCAUUAUUCUCUAACCCACUCGCAAACGGUACUUCUAUUUCUCAGGCGUGAUUGUUUUCAGUAAAAUAAAGUCUCAAAGUAAAAUGUUUUCCCUGUUAAAUCACUUUACCCAGUCUAAACCUGUAAGUCGUUUUACGAACUCAACGUUAAGGCUUCUAUUGUCUUCUUCCUUCCAAGCCCAAAAAUUUUACAACUUAAAUACCAUCACCCACGCAUAUUCCUCUUCCACGGCGGCGUCUCCUCGGAAAUCUGUAAAGAGAGCUUCACCUUCAGAUAGUCAAUAUGAACAAAAGAAAGAUGAAAAAGUGACAUAAAGAUUUUCAUGAUCCAUUUGGAGAAGGCACCAGCAAACCCAUGACUGAUUGGCUGGAAUCACUUAAAAAACUCACUUUCUCAAUGCAUUAUGAUGCAAUGAGUUUAAGAAGGCAAAGUAGCAAAGAUGCAGCAGAGAUUGUCGGCAUCAGGGAGGCCUUCUGGUACAGAUGGCUACGAUUUCUCAUAUCGGAUGGUUGUUGAUUCCCGAUAUCAAAAAGUAGCUCGUACAAAGUCUAUUCUGCGUUCGUUUUUCUUAGUUCAGGCUAUCAUACUUUUGUUGGGGCUAGUUUUACUAAUAUUUCAAUCUGCAUCAGAGGGUUUGGCUUCCCGGGUUCUUGAAAUUUCAACUACUGCUUGUGGUCUCAUUUCAUUGAUAAUAGGAGAAUUAGGUCGGAAACGCAGCCGAGUGAACAUGUUGAGAUUUUUUAUGGUUGCAUCUUCUAUCGCUGUCUCAUUAUUAAUGUUUUGCGCCAUUCGGAAGGGUUCAGGAUUCAUGGCUGCCAAAAGCCCAAGUUUCUGGGAAACAAUUUUGGCGCUUCCUGAGGUGGCCCUUGCUGUUGUGGGACUGGUGUUUCAUCUAUUUAUCAUUGGCUACACAGUUCAUCUCAUUGCUAACAUGUCUGUCCCUAAGAGAGCUUCAUAGCUUGUAUAAAUAUAGCUGUCACAAAUACCUACAUUAGUGGUAAAGGCAAAAAUUGCUGUUUUCUUCAUUGCCUUAAAACUUCAUUUCCAACACGCAGAAAGCACUUAUAACAGUGAAAUUGUUAGGGUUGAUUUGAUUUCGAUUGAUAUAUGAAUCAAGCAAACUAAGCAUAAUCUUUUGAAUUGUUUUAAAUGAAAGCAAAGGUUAUUAUUCCUACAA